AUGGUGGAAGAAAAUCAUUGUAUGUAUUUUGUGCAAAGAAAGAAACGUUAUUGCCGUAUGACAGUGAAGAAGGGAAAUAAGUAUUGCGGUGAACACCAAGAAGUUUCAUUACAAUUUCGUACUGAUAAAGAAAGAGUUGAAAAUAAACGAAUAAAAUGUCCACUUGAUUCUGCACAUACAUGUUAUGAAUCUAAGUUAUCUAAACACUUAAAGGUGUGUAAUGCAAAACGUCUAAUUGAUGCACAACCAUCAUUUAUAAUAAAAGGAAUUAAUGCUAAUGAAGCAUACAAUGCCACGCAACAUAUACCACUCUCCGAGUUAAAUGAACUUGUGAUAAGUACAGUUAUAGAUAAAGUAAAAGAUGUUUAUGAAAAGUUACCAAGCUUUCCUGAAAUAGUAUUAGAGCAUCAAAUACUUAAAAAUAAAAUAAAUGAUGGAUCUUGUGGAAAAAAUAUUAAGAAGCAUCUCUUACAAAACUCAUCAUUGUUAUCACACUUAGAACAGGCAAAUCUUGUUAAAGAAAAUACAUGUUUUAUUGAAUUUGGAGCAGGAAAGGGCAAAUUAACUUAUUGGCUAGGUCAAAUCUUAAAAAAUUCUAAAGAUUGUUGUAUUUUAUUAGUAGAUCGUUCAAGUCAUAGACAUAAAAGUGAUAAUAAAUUGAAGAAUGAACAAUCUCCCAUUCUAAUAAAAAGAAUACGUGCUGAUAUUGCUGAUUUGAAAUUAAAUGAUAUAGCAGAAAUUCAAAAAUUUAAAUAUAAAGUUGGUAUUGCAAAACAUUUGUGUGGAGCAGCUACUGAUUUAACUUUAAAUUGCUUAAUUCAAGCAAUGAAUAGUGAGCCUAAAUGCAAUGUUGUUGGUUUAAUUAUUGCAUUUUGUUGCCAUCAUAGAUGUGAAUAUGCAUCAUAUGUUGGAAAAGAAUUUUUAGAACAGUGUGGAUUUACACCAAAUGAAUUCACAGUUUUGUGUAGUAUUGCUAGUUGGGCAACUUGUGGAUCUGGUUUUAAAAAAGCACCUGUAAUUGAAAAUACUCAAAAAGAUUCAGCAAGAACAAAGACAAACAUAAAAAUUUUAACUUCGAGUGAAAGGGAAAGAAUUGGCAAAAAAGUAAAAUCGUUAUUAAAUUGGGGUCGUUUGGAAUAUUUAAAACGUGUUGGAUUCAAAAGUAACUUAAUUUAUUACACUACAACUGAUGUAUCUUUAGAAAACAUGUGUAUAAUAGCUACAAAAGAUCAAAUAUAAUAAUUUACAAAUAUUGUCAAUAAAUUUUUAAUAAAACAAAAUACAGUUCAUCAUUUUGUACAAUUUAAUUCUACAUGUAAUCAAAUAAAUUAAAAUAUCUUUAAUUCGAGAUUACAACCGUUUCGAACUAUCGUUACAUGUGAAUGCUGCACAAAGCAUUCAUUCCACCUACUAUAUACAAC
Messenger RNA from Eufriesea mexicana, 1421 nucleotides. Its product is annotated as tRNA:m(4)X modification enzyme TRM13 homolog. The coding region runs from base 1 to 1239 and encodes 412 amino acids. The record is from RefSeq and is a predicted model, not a curated record. Gene Ontology annotation, biological process: tRNA methylation. NCBI's taxonomy places the organism in Eukaryota, Metazoa, Arthropoda, Insecta, Hymenoptera, Apidae. The transcript has 5 exons.